AUCAUUUUCUGAGGAUGGCAGGAAUGGCACGUUUGUCAUUGGUGAUGAUCAUUUCCCUGCAUCUUUGAUGGACCUACCUUGUGUUGUGGAGUCCUAUAAAACUUAUGAUGAUUGUGCACUGGUCAAAACUACGGACAUUGGUCAGAUGAUUAUGGUUAGAGAAACAGGUGACACUGCUCCAGAUGUAGUUGAGUACAGGCAUGGGCUCACACCUCCUAUGAGGGAUGCUCGCAAACGAAGGUUUCGUAGGGAACCAGACCUAAAUCCUGAGCUUGUCCAGCGUGUGGAGAAAGAUCUGGUGAACAUUACUCGUGGAACAGUUGAAAACGCUGAUGUUGAAGCAAAUGAGCAAGAGGAAGAUGGUGAUCAGAAUGCUCGUAAUGCAAGUAAGAAACCUUUGCCUGUACCUGCAGCAAAGCCUGAUGUUCAAGAGACUGCAGCUAAUGCUGAGGAGCCUGAAAGGAGCGAUUCUGACGAUUCUGAUGAUUCAAUGUGAUUAUGAGCCUUUCGUUAUCACAUUGACAAUGGUGUAUGAUCAACUCAGUUGGAAAUAAUGCUAAAGAUGUCUACCCUGUGCUUCAAAGUAUAUUUGUAGAUAGGUAACUUAUAUUUGAUGCCAAUAUUGGAUAAAAAUUUGUUUCUCAGACAAUGCCAGGAGUCUGGCUGUGCGGGCUGUAAGUCCUUGUUUCUUCAAAGUGUAUUUUCCGGAUAUAAGGUCUGUUCGACAAAAUUAAUUAUUUUAAUAGCUAUUAACUACUUUAAUAA
This is a messenger RNA of Jatropha curcas, 765 nucleotides long. NCBI's taxonomy places the organism in Eukaryota, Viridiplantae, Streptophyta, Magnoliopsida, Malpighiales, Euphorbiaceae. The record is from RefSeq and is a predicted model, not a curated record.